GGCGCCGACGCGGCCCUCGCGAGAGGCCUCGGCCCGCGCCGCCCCGCCGCGACCCACCAAUGCUGGAUACGCAGAUGGCGGAGGCGCUCAACAAACCGCGGUCCACCGACUUCUCGAUCGCCGCCCUGAUGGGCCGCGCCGAGCAAGUUUCAGAGAAGGAGGACGAGCUGGCGGCCGAGGCGCUCGAGGGCAGCGACCGCGGCACGCCCGAGGUCUCCUCCACCGUCGAAAACGGCGGCCGCGACGACAAGGACGACAGCAAGCGGACUCCCGACGGCGUCUGCACGUGCGCCGAGCUGCAGGACGUGCAGUGCACGCUCGAGACCAAGGAGCUCUGGGAGAAGUUCCACGAGCUCGGCACCGAGAUGAUCGUCACGAAGACCGGCCGGCGAAUGUUCCCCACCAUCCGGGUGUCAUUCUCGGGUCUCAAGUUGGAGCACCGCUUCCUGGUUGUGCUGGACAUCGUGCCGGCUGACAACAAGCGUUACCGCUACGCCUACCACCGGUCGUCGUGGCUGGUGGCGGGCAAGGCGGACCCACCGGCGCCGGCGCGGCUCUACGUGCACCCUGACUGCCCGUUCAGCGGCGAGCAGCUCAAGAAGCAGGUGGUCUCCUUCGAGAAGAUCAAAGUGACCAAUAACGAGAUGGACAAGUCGGGCCUGAUGAUUUUGAACUCCAUGCAUCGGUACCAGCCGCGCGUGCAUUUGAUACGGCGGAAAGAUGGCCACGCAGGCUCUAUCACGGACCUGGAGGGCCAGGACUACAAGACGUUCAUCUUCCCAGAGACUGUCUUCACCGCAGUGACGGCCUACCAAAACCAACUGAUCACCAAGCUGAAGAUCGAUAGCAACCCGUUCGCCAAGGGGUUCCGCGACUCCUCUCGGUUGACGGACUUCGAGAGGGACACGUUCGAGACGCUGCUGGUCGACCACCCGCCGUACCUGCCCGGCGUGCACCCCGUCUUCGACGCCUACAACCUGACCGCCGAGGAGAAGGCGCUGCUGGCGCACGCCGGCUACUCGGACGCGCUGCGGCUGCCGCGGCCCGUGUACCCGGCUGCGUUGCAGCGGUACGCGCCCUACAUGUACCCGCGCCUGCUCAGCCCGGCCGCCGGCAGUCCGGCAGCUCUGGGCCGGGAUUGA
Messenger RNA from Pollicipes pollicipes, 1142 nucleotides. Its product is annotated as T-box transcription factor TBX20-like. Gene Ontology annotation, molecular function: DNA-binding transcription factor activity, RNA polymerase II-specific; RNA polymerase II cis-regulatory region sequence-specific DNA binding. Gene Ontology annotation, biological process: heart development; positive regulation of DNA-templated transcription; cell fate specification. Lineage: Eukaryota; Metazoa; Arthropoda; Thecostraca; Pollicipedomorpha; Pollicipedidae. Gene Ontology annotation, cellular component: chromatin; nucleus. The record is from RefSeq and is a predicted model, not a curated record.